Phragmites australis (common reed) is the source of this 1212-nucleotide messenger RNA. Its product is annotated as NEP1-interacting protein-like 1. Bases 136 to 885 code for a protein of 249 amino acids. Lineage: Eukaryota; Viridiplantae; Streptophyta; Magnoliopsida; Poales; Poaceae. The transcript has 5 exons. The record is from RefSeq and is a predicted model, not a curated record.
AAUAGCAUAUAAAUUUCCAGACGCGCUACAACAAGUCUACAAGCCUUCAUCUGUUACUUAGCUAGUUGAACUCGAUCAAAUUUCUCCAUAUCCUGCGCGCAACAUCCGUACCGACAGGAGAGCGAGCGACCAAUCAUGGAGGCAGCUGCGAUCUCCACCAGCCCAUCGUUCUCUGCUGCACCACCCACGCGCCCGGACGCGCCGGCGUCGCACAACGGCGGCGGCAGCAGCGGGAGGAUCUCCCGUCUACCGGCGCGCGUCGCCGGCGCGGUGGUUCGCGGCCUGGUCACCUUCGUCUUCGCCGCAGUGGGCACGGUUCUUGGGGCCAUCACGGGCGCGCUGAUCGGCCUGGCGACGGAGAGCGGCCUGGUGCGCGGCGCCGGCGUCGGGGCCAUCUCCGGCGCCGUGGUUUCCAUGGAGGUCGUCGAGUCGUUCAUGGCCAUCUGGUGCUCCCACGAGUCGGGGAUCUGGAGCGUUCUCUACGUGCUUGAUGUGAUCUGGAGCCUCCUCACCGGCCGCCUCGUGCGCGAGAAGGUGGACCCUGCCGUGCAGAACGCCGUGGACAGUCAGAUCAACGCGGUGGACUCGCCGUUCAGGGAGAUGGCGCCGACGUUGGCGGACAUGUUCGAGACGGGCACCGUCGUCGCCGCCGCCAAGGGCAUGCCCGCGGCCGCCAUCGAGGCGCUCCCGGCGAUGAGGUUCACCGAGCACACCGCCGUUGACGACUGCGGGGAGCGGACCGGCUGCUCCGUCUGCCUUGGGGACUUCGAGGCCGGCGAGACCGCGCGGAGCUUGCCGGAGUGCGGGCACACGUUCCACCUGCCGUGCAUCGACGCUUGGCUGCUCCGGCACGCAUCGUGCCCGUUGUGCCGGCGCACGGUCUAGGCCGUUGCGCUUGCGCGCGCUCUUCGUCAGGAUAUCUUCGGCGAGCGUGUGCAUGCACACGUGCGCGCGCGCGUGCAUGGGUUGUUAACACGGGCUGACAUGUACAUCUUCGUUCUUUCAUGCCUUGAUUGUUCAUUUCUUGGCCGUUUUGAGAAGGCGCAGAUAGAUACUUAGCUUGCAUGUGGACCAUACAUAUGCCAUGGUUGUAAAUAUGUAUAGAGAUGAAUGUUGUAAAGAAACAAUCCAUGUAACAUUGAGAUUUUUUUCAUUGUUCACUAGUGUAUACUCCACCGGUCAAAAAAUACAAGAUGCAACAUUUAUUAUUAA